Cercospora beticola is the source of this 1332-nucleotide messenger RNA. RefSeq lists its product as uncharacterized. Lineage: Eukaryota; Fungi; Ascomycota; Dothideomycetes; Mycosphaerellales; Mycosphaerellaceae. The record is from RefSeq and is a predicted model, not a curated record.
AUGCGCGGCACUCAGGAGCAGCCAUUCGUAAUAGGCUCCUCGCCUGUCGCCAAAACCAAUACCAACGAGCAACCCGUGCCUCAACCGGACGUAGACGAUCGGUCUCUGGAGAAUCGGCUCGAACAUGCGAGUGCGAACAGCAGCUCUCUGCCGGCGCCGAUACCUCCUGCGCCCAAGACCAACACCAACAGACGGAGCAUCGCCGGCUACUAUGUCUUUGUGAGUGACAUCGGCCAGGUCUAUGGCCAAGACAUCAAGCAACGCUUCCUACGGCUCUCCCAAGUUCAGCAGGCUGGCGAUCUUGACCCGGAGACAUACCUAGAUCGGGUCAUCAUACUUCUACAUGAGCAUCCUGAUUUCCUCAUCCGCCUGAACGAUUUCUUGCCUGAUGGCUGGAGAGUACAACACAUUAACGCGAAUGGCCGGGUGGGCUUCCGAGUGCAACGCCCGUUUGUACUUGAUCCUCGAUAUGACAACUUCAAUCAGUUCUACGGGGUUCAGGGCGCCAAUACUCAGCGAGAAGUCUCUGGAAUGCAGGUGACGGUGCACGAGGAACAGCGAGCGCCUGCUAUGGGCACUUGGGGCCUGAUGACUGCGCAGCUUCCGACGACGUAUGAGAAUGCUGGCUACCAGAACGCGCCAUCAAUUCCAAACCCGCUGGCGCCCCGUCCAUUCGAGGUGCCAGCUCGCACAACGCACAACGAACAGGGUGCUGGCCCGAGUAGAGUGGCAGGCGGAGAGGUCCUCCUACAUGGCAUGGACCACAAUGGUGAGGUCGUAGCCAUCAGCAAGACUCCAUCCACAGACCCCAUAGCACGCAAGCGGACAGGAAGCCUCGCGACACCAGCUCCUGCUGCAGCCCCAGAGCCAGCUCCAGAACGAGAAGAGAGCCUCGCAGAGCUCGUCAGACAAAUUCGGCGUCUCGUGCCCAAUAUCGGUCGAUCCGGCUGGCUCCAGCCAAUCAUCAACCAAUCGAAACUUCGCGACAUACCCGUCGACGAGCGGAAACAGGUGCUGCGAGAUACUCUUACUCGCCUUGCUGAUCCUGCACAGCGAGUCUUGGCCACGACGAAGAAUAAGCGGCCUGAAGCUCGUCGCUCUGAGAAGCGCAAGGAGCGUGAGGUGGCUGUUAGGAAGGUCAAGAAGGACGAUGAGCAGGGAGAGUGGUCGGAGCAGGGUGCGAGGGAGGAUGGGGCGACGUGCUCGGCUCAGUGGUGUAGCAAUAUUCUGUUGCCGGAGGAAGAAGAAGUUGGUCUCUGCGAGGAUUGUCUGGACGAAGUGCAGGAAGGGGAUGAAGGUAGCCAGUAUGGGUCGGAUAUUGAGCUGGAGUGA